AUGGCGAGUGUCUCCAAUAACUCAGCCAUAACAUACUACAUUAAAUUUGCUGAUUAUAAAUCUUAUAUUAUGAUAACAGGAGUGAUGGGGAAUGUGGAGCAAAUCAGAAGCAACCGAUGCAUCGAAUUUCCAAUUAAAUCAAAAACUGGUUUGUGUGUUCUCAAAGAUUGUGAGUCUUUUUGUAAGAAGAAGGGUAAAGGAUUAGAGGGUAUGUGCCCAACGUUUGCCAAACAAAAAGACCCUAAACAUUGCUACUGUUGUGGUCCAUGGCCUCCACUUUAA
Molecule: messenger RNA, 282 nt
Organism: Capsella rubella
Lineage: Eukaryota; Viridiplantae; Streptophyta; Magnoliopsida; Brassicales; Brassicaceae
Product: defensin-like protein 147
Exons: 2
Coding region: 1-282 (93 amino acids)
Source: RefSeq, a predicted model, not a curated record